Molecule: messenger RNA, 633 nt
Organism: Penicillium hordei
Lineage: Eukaryota; Fungi; Ascomycota; Eurotiomycetes; Eurotiales; Aspergillaceae
Exons: 2
Coding region: 1-633 (210 amino acids)
Source: RefSeq, a predicted model, not a curated record
AUGCCUAACGACAACCCUGCCUGCGCUGACUGUAAAGCCAAGAAGAAGCGGUGCAUUCACCGUAACCAGCCUGUGAAGGUCACCGAGGCUGAAGCUGUCCCAGCCAGCAUGUCUUCCCCCUCCGCUCCCCCUCCCCCUCCCCCUCCUGUCCCAACUCCCACCGCGACUCCCGCCCCUGUGGCUCCCCCCGGUCCAGCUACCAGAGGCCGUCGCAAGGCCGCUGAGGCUAAGGCCAAGGCCAAGGAGAUGAGUCCCGCUCCCGCGGACUCCAGUGACGAGCUUUCCUCCGUGCCCUCCGAGGCCGAGGAGAAGCCGGUGGUCAACAAACCCACCAAGCGCACUCGCCGCGCCAAUACCACCGCCGCCGAGUCCCAGACCGGGGCCCCUGACCUCUCCCCCGAUAAUCUCCAUGCCGCCUCCACCAUGUCCAUCCACCGCGUCUGGGCGCGCGUGCUUCAGGGCAACCUCCAGGAACUUGAGAGGAGCAUGCAGGCCUUCAAUGAGGCUCACCGCGAGAGCCUCGCCGCUCCUCAGGCCUUGAACGAGGCCCACCGUGAGACCCUCGCCGCCGCCCAGGCCAUCCAGCGCACUGUCGAGGGCUGGAUUCAGACCUGGGCGGCCACUGGUCGUUAA